CGGGAGUGAAUUUUGUGUGGACUUAGUGGAUGGGAGUGGAUUGGAUUGCAUGGGUGUGGGUGUGGAUGAUAUGGAGAAGACUUCAGGAGUGGAAUAGGAAGGAGUGGGCGGGAGUGGAGAAGCGCAACCCAGGGAGUAUAUAAGGAGAGCCGCGCACACAGACAAGCUCACUCCCGCGCCAGCCGUCCACAGGCUGCACUGGUAAGAAGACAAGAAGAGAAGAAGAAAAGAGAAGCAGAGGACACACACAAAGAAAGAAGAGAGAGGAGCAGGAGGCGGAGAAGAGAUAGAGGGAGAGGAAGAGAAGGAGAAAGAAAGGGAAUAAGGAAUAAACGGAUUAGAAAAGAGGAAAGACAAGAAGAAGAAGAAGAAGAAGAAGAAGAAGAAGAAGAAGAAGAAGAAGAAGAAGAAGAAGAAGAGUACGUAAUUUCCUGCUACUCGAAAAACAUCUCUUUAAUUUUACUGUUAUAGCUAUUAUGUUGCUCCGGGCGUCCCUGGUGUGGAUGGUGAGCAUGGCAGUGUUGACCACCUGCCUCCCAGGGACUCCACCCACACCCACAGGUGAGGAGCCAGACUCCCCAUGGCUGCCAUUCCUCCCCUGGGCCUCCAAUGCUGCCCUCACCCUGCACCCGCUGCAGGACACCACCGGCCGCACCAAGAGAGUGUUUCUGAGCAGAGGCUGGGGGCCGGGGGGAUACGAUGCCCCUCCUCCCCCAGCCCCCCAGCGUUACACCAGGCGACCUCUAGUGCCUCCCUCCACGGGCCAGGACGACACAGAGCAACCAGUCCCUUCUUCACUGGCACUCAGAGAGCGGGCGGGUCGGGCAAGGUUUGCAGCGCUGGUGUCAACACAGAGGCAGGAGACGCAGCCACAGCCACAGUACCGUAGAUUCCACUCCAUCUUCACCUCUGGCACCUGGAGUCCCCUGGGGAAGCGCAGUGCACCCAUGGGGGAGCCUGGCAUCUUCCCCGGCAUGGAGGAGGAAGCUGAGGGUGACAGUGACAAGCUUGAGCCCCUCUUCACCAAGACAAAGCCAUUUGUAAAGGACAAGCGAGCUGGGGUGUUUGCUUCCCAGGGCUGGGGUGCAGGAGGCUCCCCCACCCCCACCUGGUCCUCCUCCUCCUCCUCUUCCUCCACCAGCUGGACAGACACACAUCACCCCUGGCUGGCCGCACCACUCAUCACCUCGGACAAGACCGGUGGCAGUGGUGGCGGUGGUGAGCGAUACAUGGCAAGCUUCAGGAGUGGUGGGCCAUUAUUCCACCACUUCCUGUCCCAUGGGUGGCGGCCCAUGGGCAGAUGAGGGGACUGGCAUGCCCUCUCACCACCACCACCACACAUGCAAAGCAGCACCACUACAACACCACACCUACACCACACUCUUACGGCUCACUGUCACCUUAGGAACCACUACUGACGACGUGAUGUGUUGUUACAAGUGACGAGCCCCAAUCACCUGUACCAUUUGCUUCAUCUAAUAAACUAAUGAUGUACUGCCAUAUAUAUACAGUAAUGUAUAUGUAUGUAUAUAUACUGAGAAUUUCCCUCAAUGUAAACUGGACUUGUGAGUGAAGAAUAAAAUAAAGAGAUGAAAA
This is a messenger RNA of Scylla paramamosain (green mud crab), 1596 nucleotides long. RefSeq lists its product as uncharacterized. The transcript is spliced from 4 exons. The coding region runs from base 477 to 1304 and encodes 275 amino acids. The record is from RefSeq and is a predicted model, not a curated record. NCBI's taxonomy places the organism in Eukaryota, Metazoa, Arthropoda, Malacostraca, Decapoda, Portunidae.